CCAUGGAGGGCUGCCGCCGCGCGGGGCGGGCUCUGCGGCUGCUGGAGGUGCUUUUAAGGCCUUGUACCCGUGAGGAGGUGCCCGGGAACCCAGCCGGGGCGUGAGUCCGAGUCGGUUGGACCGUGUUUCGGUGCCUUCGCGCCGCUCUCCAGUUUAGCGGGGUCCGUACGGGCUGAAAGAGCUGCUCCUGCCCAGGGAGGCCGCCUGCCUGGGCGGCUCUUUGUCGUCCGCAGUGUCCCCGAGUUUGGCGUAACGCUAAUAGUCACUUUGCCGCUUCGUUUCAUGUUGCACGCAGCCGUGGGAUCCACAGGAAUGUGCUCUCCUGACCCGUGGGGAAAUAACGCUUGUGGGCUCAGGCUAAAAAAAUAAAGUCCUCUUUAUGAAACUGGUCCUCAGUGAAGUGUAACUUUUGAUGUAUGGUCUCUGAAGCCCCCCACUAUGCCAGCAGCUACCGUAGACCAUAGCCAGAGAAUCUGUGAAGUUUGGGCUUGUAACUUGGAUGAAGAGAUGAAGAAAAUUCGUCAAGUUAUACGGAAGUAUAACUAUGUAGCUAUGGAUACAGAAUUUCCAGGAGUAGUUGCAAGGCCUAUUGGAGAAUUCAGAAGCAACGCAGACUAUCAGUACCAAUUAUUACGCUGCAAUGUAGAUUUGCUAAAAAUAAUUCAACUAGGACUGACAUUUAUGAAUGAGCAAGGAGAAUACCCUCCAGGAACUUCAACUUGGCAAUUUAAUUUUAAAUUUAAUUUAACAGAAGAUAUGUAUGCCCAGGACUCUAUUGAACUGUUGACAACAUCUGGUAUCCAGUUUAAAAAGCAUGAAGAAGAAGGAAUUGAGACACAGUACUUUGCAGAACUGCUUAUGACAUCAGGAGUUGUACUGUGCGAAGGAGUGAAGUGGCUUUCCUUUCAUAGUGGAUAUGACUUUGGCUAUCUAAUCAAAAUCUUGACAAACUCUAAUUUACCUGAAGAAGAGCUGGACUUCUUUGAGAUACUGCGAUUGUUUUUCCCUGUCAUCUAUGAUGUAAAAUAUCUCAUGAAGAGUUGCAAAAAUCUGAAGGGUGGAUUACAAGAAGUGGCUGAGCAGUUAGAGCUGGAAAGGAUAGGACCACAGCAUCAGGCAGGAUCUGAUUCUUUACUCACAGGAAUGGCCUUUUUCAAAAUGAGAGAAAUGUUCUUUGAAGAUCACAUUGACGAUGCCAAAUAUUGUGGCCACUUAUACGGCCUUGGUUCGGGGUCAUCUUAUGUACAAAAUGGCACAGGAAAUGCAUAUGAAGAAGAAGCCAACAAACAGUCAUGACAUGAAAUGAAAGGCCAUCUUUUUGACCUCCAUGUGCUUGUAUAUAGGUUUUAUCUCUGGUUGAACCCCUUGGACAAUAAGGCUAUUUUUCCCCCUUUCUCAGCACACUUUCUUUUCUGCCUUUCUAUGUACUAAACUUGACUGUUCCUAUCACAGAUUUUGAUCCUACUAUUGAUAUGUAAAAUUUUCUGGGUUACAUUUUGGCCUCAUAACUAGCCCAUUUGUAAACAAGCAUGUAUAGGAUCAGUGUGGCAGAGAGAAGGGGAAAGUUAUAUCAUAAUGAACAGUCUGGUAAACUUACCUAUAUUGAUCUCCUGGUUUUUUGUCUCUUUCCCCUCCCUUCUACAAAUUAACUGGCACUGAUUGUAACUAACUUCCCCAUUCAUGUCUGUUCCUUCCAGUAUGCAGGCGUUUUAGCUAUUCAAGAUUGUGGACCAUCAAAUUUGCACUUUAGAGAACGACUCUUGACCCAGAUCCUGUGUUUUAUUUGAAGUUUUGUUUUCUUUUUUCUUUUGCCCUCAGCUAGAAAACAAUCAUCUGCCAAGUUCAGCAGCUUCGUGCUGUAUUUCCUUGGUAUCUCAACCCACAGAACGUGACUUGCUGCAUAACCUCUGUUUGUUCGAGCAAAACAAACUACUGAAAUCAUAGUAACUGCUGUUAUUUUACUAGUGUUCAGUCGUCUUCAAAGACAUCCUGCACAUGUCAACUGCUGGUUGGCCUGCUGCUUUAAAACUGCUCUGUGGUGGGGGAAAGAAGCUUAUAAAAACAGCUUUACACCCUUCAGGAAAAGAACAGCUAUUACUUUAGCAUUUUUGCCAUUAAGCUGAGAGUUGAAGGAUAUUGGAAUAGUAGGAGUUUUGUAAUGGCACACUUCCCUUGAUUAACUUCCUAGCUUUUAUUCUAGUAAUGUACACCUCAAAUUUUUUAUGAAGUCAUAUUUAUUAUGUACUUGAUGAUUUUUGAAAGUCAGUUUAGUUCAAGAUAAAACCCAAAGAUCUGAAAAAAUACUAUUUAAUUGAAUUAGAAGGACAAUUAAAUCAUGCUUUUUUGUAGUUGCUACAAAGACAGAUGUUACAGAUAUUUGUUGUAAAACAACAAAAUAUAAAUAACUUAUAGCUAAUAAAGUUACCUGAGGAGUGUAAUGCUAGUUUAUUUUUGAGUAUAUCUUAGCAAUAUAUUUUAGAUACAUUGUUUUAAAGGACCCUAAAGUACGUUCUUAACUCUGCAUAGCAUGUGUACUGAGCAGUUGUGCAGGAAGGAUUUUUGGUAUUGAAUAGCUAAAUACUAGCCUGAAAUGAUGGAAUGUGCAACAUUGUGUGCCUGUGUGUGCGUGCGCGCGUAUGUGUGCGUGUUCGACACGGAAAUCAAUAGUAGAAAAAUCUCAAUGUUCGCCAAAUUAUUCCGUUUUACCUUGUACUUAAAAACAAAAAAUCGAACACCUUUUUUCAUUGAGUUACAAUGAUGUAACUGGGUGGUCCUUUUUAAACAACAAAUAAUUUGCAUAAGAGGGUAUUUGUUUUUAAAGCUUUUGUAAAUAAAGGCCUAAGAAAUGUUUUCUUACAUAACA
This is a messenger RNA of Haliaeetus leucocephalus (bald eagle), 2863 nucleotides long. It is a transcript of the gene CNOT7, whose product is annotated as CCR4-NOT transcription complex, subunit 7. Gene Ontology annotation, molecular function: nucleic acid binding; poly(A)-specific ribonuclease activity. Gene Ontology annotation, cellular component: P-body; CCR4-NOT complex; CCR4-NOT core complex. The transcript has 7 exons. The record is from RefSeq and is a predicted model, not a curated record. Lineage: Eukaryota; Metazoa; Chordata; Aves; Accipitriformes; Accipitridae. Bases 439 to 1296 code for a protein of 285 amino acids.